AUUGAGGUGUUGACGUUUUGUUUUUCUCCCUGUUUCGCUCACGCAUUAGUGCAAUUUUUUAUUUCUUUUCAAAGCGGGGAAUUGAUGUUCAUGCCCCCCUGUCUCCGACUCUCCGCCAAUAUACCUAUUACGUUUGUAUUUUAGUUAGUAAGAUUUGCAACCCUAACUUUAAUACCAAAUGUCUCGUUAUCACGUGAAUGUACCUAUUACGUUUGUAUUCAACAAAUUUCAUGUUACUGACAAAAAAAAAAUAGAUUAAAAUUGAAAUAUAUAUAAUCAACAAAUUUCAUGUUACUGAUAAAAAAAAAAAAUUGAUUAAAAUUGAAACAUAUAAGAAAGGAGAAGCUUUAUUCUUUACUUCUUUUAUAAAUGAAGACAGAUGUACAUGUCCCAAGCUGACUCCGUCACUGUAUCUAUUAAAUUUGUAUUUUGAGUGAUAAAAUUUGCAACACUAAACUUUAGUAACAAAUGCCACAAAUACCAUGUGAAUAUCCUUUAAACAGAUUUCAUGUUACAAAAAAAAAAUUGAUUAAAAUGAAACAUAUAAUAAGAGAGUAAAAGCCUAUGUGCUCCAUAGCAUUCACAUAGCGGUUACAUAGGGGGAAAAAAUAAUAUGACCGUUGUCACAACUCUCAUAAAAAAUAUGACCGUUAACCAAUUCUAUCCGUUAAACCACCUUCCCCGAUUCAAAUAUCAGGUAAUCUCCCCUGUUUCUCCUACUUUCCAUUCUCUUCUCUCUUAAACUUUCUCUUUCACUCUCUUCUCAAUCUAAACUAUUUCCCAUUUCUGUAAUUAAUUUCCCUUUUUUCUUCAACAAUUAUCUGAAAUCCAUCAACAAUUAGUUCUAAUUUCAGUUCCAUUUUCGGAAAACUUUACUCUUUUUGUUCUUCAAACUCGAGUAAUUAUAAUAAAAUGGGAGAAUCAAAUGAUACCCACAUAGUAGAAAUCCCAGCAAACCAAGAUCAAAACCUGAAAACAGCAAUAAUGAUUCAACAACACCCAAUGAUGGAAAUCUCAAAAAGUCCAGGCCAUUUACUCCUCCUUAAACUCUGGCAAAGAGAAGAACACCUCUUUGCCAGUCGAAUCAACGUUAACGAAUCCAAAUUAGACAAUCUCCGGCGUGAGAUCUUCCACCUUUGUCUCUCCUUUCUUGUUUUCCAUGCCUUUGUGACAACCCUCCUCUUUACCUCCUCCUGCUCAUCAUCGUCUAUCCAAGGGGCUCAUUCGGGUUUAACCCGAUGUCAGAAAUGGUGGGUGCCGUCCCUACUUGGGGCGGCAACCUCGAAUGCUAUUGCGGUGCUGGUGCAAGUCAAAUUGUGGAGGUAUUGGAAGGUCACUGAGAGGUUGAGGAGGGAGAAAACCGAUUGCCGGGCGCUCGCCCGGUCGGUUCAAGAGCUCAGGAUGAAAGGGGCUAGCUUUGAUUUGGCUAAGGAGAUGAGUUUUUGUAACAUGAGCUAUAAGAUUAAGAAAAGCUCUAGUGUUGAGAUUAAAUGGAAGCCUAAGAUUUGGUGUUCUAAUAAUUUGGUUACUUUUUGCUUAAUUUUAUUUGCAGGUCUUGCAUUUCCUGCUCCCAAACUGUUUCUUUGCAUAAUUUGAUGGGGUUUUUAAGUGCUAAUUACUACAAUUGGGAAAUGUUGGACUAACUUGGAAAUUUUUGAGAUUGAGGGAUGAAGCAAUGUGGUCCGGUUGAAUUUUAUUUUUUUUUAAAAGUGAAAAAGAUUGAAUUUGAUGAUUUGUACAAACAAAGCAAAAGUGACCACUGCUUGUGUGCUUAAGAAAUUAAUUUAUCAAUUUUUUGAUUCAUUUGUUUUGAUAGAAAAUAAUGAGGAACAUACAUGAUAGUGUAUUUGAUUCUUAAUUACAUGGUGUUUAAUUUUACUUUAUUUGUAUUGUUGAUUUUAUUUCUUGGUGGUACACGUAUGUCCAAAUUUUAAACACUCAAUUUUGUACAACUAUUAUACAAAUAAUUAGUAAACUGCAUGAAAAGAACACUUAGUAAACUUAUUUUCUUUCCCAUACAUUUUUCAUACCAUACUUAAAAAAGUAUGCCGACAUAUUCUACCAUUAUAUAUUUCAUUGUCCAAUCAAUUUUACUUACUUUUUUUCUCAAGAUUAAUCAAACACUUUUACUACGUAUGGAAAAAAUUGAAUCCACAGUUUAUAAUAAGACAUUACUCCGUAGAAGAUUUGACAUAAAGGGGGAAAUUACAAGAUGUACCUAAUUUGUUUUCAAAAAAAAAAAA
Messenger RNA from Chenopodium quinoa (quinoa), 2243 nucleotides. RefSeq lists its product as uncharacterized. The transcript is spliced from 2 exons. The record is from RefSeq and is a predicted model, not a curated record. Bases 913 to 1596 code for a protein of 227 amino acids. Lineage: Eukaryota; Viridiplantae; Streptophyta; Magnoliopsida; Caryophyllales; Amaranthaceae.